GAAGGAGGCAAGAUUUGGUCAACCUGAGCCUUUGUUUACCAAUACGUCACAAGAUUUCUUCUGACUUCAAUCAGCUGAUUUUAGAAGACCCGCGUAUUUGCUGGAUUUGAUGGACGGAUUUUCGAUUCCAUUGACAUGAACUCCCAAAACGAAGCCAUUCGGUCUUGGUUGGCCACCGUUUUCGACAAACCUGAGGAUAUUCCCCAUUAUGAGCUGAACGCUGAGAACUUAUCCGUCCUCAUGGAAUUCGCAUCUGCUUGUCAAGAACGCGAGCGUUUGGAGAAAAAUCGCCAGGAUCUUGUUCGGAGACAGAAGGAAGAGUAUAAAGCUGAAGCUGAGAAAUUAGAAAAAGUGGUUGCUUUGGUAGAUAGUCCAGGAUUGAAUAGUCAAAGCCAGACAUUGGUAGAUAUCUUAGCUCAGGUAGCUGAUCUUUUGGAUUGUGACGAUCCCAGUCCAAAUGAGUUAUCUCUUCUUUUGUACGAAUUAAAGGCCAAAGUGAGCAAGAUUCCUGUGCAAAUGUAUCGCAAGCAGAAUAAGUUGAAAGACCUUCAAGCCAAAAAUGUGCGUGCUUUAAAGGAUUUAAGUCAAACCCAAGUGAAACUGGGUACAAUCGAGAAAGAAAUGAAGAAAAACAAGGUGAACACCCAACAAUCUGAGAAGAAAAUGGAGUUCUUAAAAGAAAAGCAAGUGGAAUAUGCCAAAACCGUGGCCAAAUAUGAGUCGGUUCUUCACAAGAAUGGUUACCGUCCAGAAUUGGAACACGAGGCUCUCAUGGCGAUGAAAGAACAAAUGGACGACCUGCAGAACACUCUGAAACCUCUCAAGGCCAAAUUAGAGAGCUAUCAAGCAUUACCACCCAAUGUAGAAUUGGCCAAGGCCAAAGUGGCCGAGGCUCAAGCUCAAUUGCUCGAACUAACCCAUCAGCUCACCCAUGAGAUAUCUACAUUGCACAUCUAGAAGAAUUUAUUUAAGCCUACAACGACACUGAUGAAAAUAUAUUCUUAAAUUCGUA
Tigriopus californicus is the source of this 1012-nucleotide messenger RNA. RefSeq names its product HAUS augmin-like complex subunit 1. Gene Ontology annotation, cellular component: HAUS complex; cytosol. Bases 136 to 957 code for a protein of 273 amino acids. The record is from RefSeq and is a predicted model, not a curated record. The transcript has a single exon. Gene Ontology annotation, biological process: spindle assembly. NCBI's taxonomy places the organism in Eukaryota, Metazoa, Arthropoda, Copepoda, Harpacticoida, Harpacticidae.